This is a messenger RNA of Arctia plantaginis, 8181 nucleotides long. The record is from the annotation of a GenBank genome assembly. NCBI's taxonomy places the organism in Eukaryota, Metazoa, Arthropoda, Insecta, Lepidoptera, Erebidae.
AUGGAGACAAAAAAUUUAAAACAUCGCAAAAGACAGAAAAAAAAUAUAUCUGGAACUGACAAAGGGAAAGCUGAUGUGCUUGUUGUUCCUCCUGAUAUUUUAAAAAAACUUGGCAUUAGUAUUGGUAGCACUAAUACUCAUCAUCAAAUUCCUAAUAAAGUUAAUAAUCCACAAAAUACUUUUAAAAAUGAUUUUGUUAAUGGGCUUCCAACGACAAAGGUCAAUCAAAAAUCAAGUGAGUCAUCUAUUUUAAAAACUGCAAGUCUGAUGAAAGAAUCAGUCUUCUUGAGUCCAACCUUUGUCCCCACCAUUGCCAAUAUGAUAUCAGGUGAAGUUGAAAUUUCCAAUGUAAAAAACAAUAAUGCUUCUAAAAUAUGUUUGGAUAGUUGUGUUUUGGAAACCAUUCAAGACAGAAGUGUUCACUGUGAAUCAACUUCUACAAAUAAAGACAAUCAAAAAAAGUAUCAAAACAAUGGCAACCUAGAAUCGAACUUUGUAAUUAAUGGGGUCCAGAGUAUCACAAGUAAUGUUAUUAAAAACAUUUCAACAGAAAGUGAAAUUUAUAAACAACUAGGUAGAAAUGAAAUUGUUCUAGAUAAUUCUAAUAUAACAGAUGAUUAUGAAUUUAAUGGAUUUUCAAAACACGGAAAUCAAAGUAGCAAAUCUGAAGUUAAUAGACAUUAUUCUGAUUUGAUGCAGAGCGUCGAAUUAAAUGCCAUUAGAUCCUCAGGUAUUAUGAGUGGUUCUUCAAACUUUAAAUAUGAUACAGAUUUCAUUGAGACUUCUAAGACAAAGAGUAAUAGAGAUUUCUUAAUAGACUCUGGUACACAAGCAGUGAAAAACAUCUCUUUAGAAAACAAUGCAGUUCAGGUUGCAGAAAGAUCUGCUGAUGAUAAUUUGAAAUCUUUAAAUGAUAAGGAAAUUGUAAAAAACAUCUCUGUAGAGAAAAAAGCAAAUCAGAAUGAAGGAGGUGAAGACAAUAAUUUAAAAUCUUUUACAAAAUCUGAAUAUGCACUGGAUGAAGUUACAGCAAGUAACGUCAAAGAGAAUAUAAUGGAACAAGAUAAUAUUGAUAAAAAUUUCAGUUUAUUAAAAAAAACUGAGAUUGAAACAGAACAAACUGCACAAGAAAAUUUGUCAACUACUAUUUCUCUGAAAAGUUGUCAUUAUUCAAACAAGUGCACUGAGGUUAACAACAUUGACAUUAUUUCUCCAGAGGGAAAGGCAAUGCAAAUCAAACAAAAUUCUAAUUCUCAAUCCACUUGCAUUGAACAUGCCCAAAAUAAUAUGUUUUCUUUAGAAGAAAUUCAAGGAAGCAAAAGCCUAAAUAAACAUGAUGAGAUUGGGACUGACAUUUCUUUAGGAGGGAAUAAUACUUACCUUCAAUUGGAAGACAAUACAAUUUCUUUAAAAUAUAUAAGAAAUGAGAAUACAUUUCCUGUAAAUAACUCUAAUAUAAUUUUUGUAGAAGACAACAAAAUAGAAAAGAAGACAAUGUCUGUAGAAAGUUUUGUGAUUCAUGAAAAAGAAAACUUGUUUGACAAAAAACCCAUUUCUUUGAAACAUGCUUCAAUGCAUAUUAAAAAUGGUGAGAAAGAUAAAAAUGCUAACUGUUUAAAUUGCAUGAAAAAUGAUAAGAGAUCUCUAGAUGAGCAGCUUAAUUUGCCACAAAAUACAUGCAAACAUAUAACCUGUACAAGAUCAGUACAGGCUGCUCCUCCAUUAAACCUGUCUGUAGACGAUAAUGUUACUUCUGCCACAAAUGUUGGUGAGAAUAUUUCACAUGGACAGAAAACUUUGAAGCCAGAAAAAAUUGGUCAAAAUCAAGAAUGUGAGAUGGCUCAAAACUUGUGCAAUGGCAAUCUUAAAGAUACAAUAGAAAAUGGUUUUGAUGUCAAAUCUACAGACACCAUUGCCGAUGUAGGUGUACCAGUCCAUAAAAUAGUUCACAAAAUAAAUAUUAUAUCGGAAGAAAUUAUUCCACCUUUAGAUUUUAAAGAAUUAAGAAAAGCACAUUCUCCAGCGAUAAAAUCUUUAACUCCAGUGCCCUUAAAUUCUAUUAUUGCACCCAAGAGAAAUAAUGAAUAUAUUUCUGAAAUGAAAGCUGUAGAUAAAGGUUCUACAUUAAUCCUAAAACAAACUGAAGUCCUGGCUUCACAGUCACUUAGUUCUAUUAUUUUACCCUCUUCAGCUCAAUUUGAUUAUUUAUGUAAUAUGGAUUUAACUAAAAUUUACAGUGAAGAAAAUGUUGUAACCAAAACUAAUCAUGACAUUGCUCAAGAGGAGACUUUGGAAUAUUUGCCAAUAAAAAAAGAAGACUCAAAGAAUAAUAAUGAUAUUUUAAAUAGCUUUGUGACUGGGGCCUCAAUUGUUAAGCCUUAUGAACAUCCAAAACUUAAUGAAGUUUUGGAAAUGCAGAUUAAUGAUAGUAUUAUGCCUGAUCUAUCUAAAUCACAACUGAACGACAUUAAUUGCAAACAUAUGAACAUACAAAAUGUUAGCACUAUACAAGACCACAUUGAGAAAGAACAAAUUUUAAAAAUAAACAGUGAUAAUGGAGAUACAGACAGAAAGAGUAGUUCUGAACAAAAAUUAUAUCCAAGCUAUUUUAAAGAUGAUCUGGAGUUUGUUGAAGACAAGAGGGAUUCUAAAGAUCCAUUAGAUAAUAAAAAAAAGAAGAAAAAUAAAAUAAAUGAAAAUAAAGUUAUGAAUAAAUGCAUAGAAGAUAAAGAAUUUUGCAACAAUCAAAUAAAUGAUAUUGUUAAAUCUAGUAAAGAAAAUAGAAACAUUGAAAAGGUCAAAGAAAUUGCUGAAUACAUAAAGAAGUAUGCACAUAUUUACAAGGAUAAUAAGCCAAUAAUAAAUAAAGUUGAAAAGAAGAAAAGUACAAUAAAUUCCAAAUCAAACAUGAUCAAAUCUAAAUUGUGUAUUCAAGGAGUAGAAAAACCUGGUGGAAAUAAAGGAGGCAAAGACAUUUCUAAUAAGCUUAAAGUUUUAAAAACUUAUACUAGACAAAAGAAACAUAGUGAACCAUGUGCCUCUAAAAAUCUUCUAGAUAAAAGUAAACCUAUCUUAUGCAAUAUAGGUGAUAUCUCUGCAACUGAACUGAAUACUAUAAAUAUUUCUACCUCUUUGAAAUCACAAGAUUUUUGUUUAUGCUAUGACUUUGGCCGCUUAGAUGCUUCUACUUUUGAUACGUCUUAUGAGCAUAUACAUUUUUGGCUUCAUGAUGAUACUGUGGAUUUAGACUCAAUACUUAGUAUAUAUAAUGAUGAAGAAGUUAUUAUCAAUGAUAGAACUAAGUUGGAUGAAGUAAAACUGUGUGAAGUAAUAGAAAUGAAUACAAAAACCAGUAAUAUUUGUUGGAAUUAUUUUCAUAUGGAUGUAGAAACCUCUAAUGAAAUGCAUUCAGUUAAUAAUCCAAUAGAUGAAUUAAAUACUGACAAUAAAUCUAAUACUGGUCUUAAUAUUAGUGAUGGCAUAAAACAAAUUGAUUCUAAUACAAAGUCAUUAGUAGAAACGUCUUUAAAUGAUAAUAAUAGGAGUUACGAAGUAAUUACAAUUGUAGAAGUGGUAGAUAAUGAAAUAGUAACUUUGGAAAGUGCCAAAACUGAUUCUAUAAUGACUACAGAUCCACAAAAAAAAGUGUUCUGUAGAACUGAAACUUCACAUUCCAUAAAGGAAAACCUAAAGUCAAAUUCACCGCAAUUACUUGAAGCUAUUAAACAGGUUGCAGCUGAUUCUACAGAUAAAAAUCCGGAAGAUAUUCCUAAUACGACUAACAAGACUAGUAACGAUAACCAAGGGACAUAUAAAAGCAGUAUAAUGGAAAUACCGAGGAAAGAAACAUCCCUAUUUGAGCCCGAGUCAAGUAAUCACGGCCGUGUGAAACGUAGUUUAUCAGCUGAUGAUACAAGUGAGGAGCCAUGUCCCAAAAAAACUGUGAAGUGUGGUGUUUGCAACAAAUUGUUAAUUGAAGCUGAAUGGAAGAAACAUGUUGCAAAUAAACAUAAUUACAUUGCUUGGAAGACCGGCCAAACUUUUAAUUUCGACGAUCCAGCUUUGUUACAGAAAUUCCGAGAGAAACUUGAAACUGUUGGCUCACUAAAGUGCCCCAACUGUCACACUCAAACACGAAAGUUUGACAAAUUUACAGGACAUAUAAAAACCUGUAUAAAACAGAAGGAAAGCAGUUCUAGGAGGGUAAAUUCCACAAAGGAGUUGGUCGUGUGUGGCGUCUGUCAGAAACAAGUUCAAUAUCUGUCUUGGAACGAACAUAUAGGGAAAGAACAUAAUUAUCUGGCUUGGAUAGAUGGGCAAGAUACCUUGAACAUUGAAGAUGAAGCUGCGGUAGCGAAGCAUUUGCAGAAUAUUAUAAAAAGUAGUGGUAGUCUAGUUUGUUACAAAUGUGGUUUGAAUCGAAAACGCGUCAAAAUUUACUUGAGUCACAUUGAAACUUGCAAUGGUAGUGGGGAUGUUCGUAUGGAUGGUUCCUCAACAAGCAUCGACAUUGAUACUACUAUCGAGGAAGAUACUACGCCUUCUGUAUUAGAUGUGAAGACUAUUAAAUGCGGUGUUUGCAAACAGGAAAUACAAAUUUUGCAUUGGACGGAGCAUAUAGCAAAGGAGCAUAAUUAUCUUGCGUGGGAAGAUGGAUUGACUCCCUUGAAUUUGGACGAUGAGGAAAUGGUAAGAAACCAUUUGCAGGAAUUUAUAAGAAAUAGUGGUGGAUUGCGUUGUUAUAAAUGUGGCCUUAAUCGCAAACGUGUCAAACUCUAUUUGUCUCAUAUUAAAACUUGUGAUGGUGAAGGGGUCAACUUUGAUGAAUCUGCUCAUGAAGAUAUCUCUAUGGACCAGGGCACAUCUGACGUAAAAAUUUUUGAGUGUGGAGUAUGCCAAGCUAAGGUGUCAUUGUUAGAUUGGAAUGAGCAUAGUGGCAGAGAACACAAUUAUUUAGCGUGGAAAGUUGGAGACACUCCUUUGGAUGUGAAUGAUGAGGAUGCCGUCAAGGAACACUUACUCGAUAUAGUAAGAAAAUUUGAUGGAUUGCAUUGCUACAAAUGUGGCCUAAAUCAUAGAAGAGUCAAAUUGUACCUCUCACAUAUUAAAAUUUGCGAUAGUAGCGAGCAACUUAAUUUAGUCAGGUCAUACGUCAAAUGUUUUCUCUUACGUAACCUUACCGGCUUGUUACGGGUUCAGUGGGAUGAAUCAACUACUACUGAUUUAAAUCCCACAGUGAAUUCUACUCAGAUAGAAAUAUCUAUAGAUGGCAAUGAAAGAAUUGUUAAGUGCGGAGUCUGUGAUCAGGAUGUUUCGAUAGUAAUGUGGAUUAAACAUAUUGGGAGGGAACACAAAUAUCUUGCAUGGCAACAAGGACAAGAGCCUUUGGAUUUAGAAAAUGAAGAGACAGUUAAAGCACACUUAAAUAACAUUUCAAGAGAGAACAAUGGACUCAUAUGUAACCUGUGUCAUGUUAUCAAGAAAUAUCCUAAAUCUUUUCUGCAACAUGUGAAAGAUUGCAAUGGAGUUGUGAACCAUGAGGAUACUAAAAUUAGAAAUGAACCAGAAAUUAGUUCGUUUGAUGUAAGUGAUGUAAAGACAGAUACAGUCAUAUGUGGUGUGUGUAACAAUGUGGUUAUUACAUCUGAGUGGAUGAAACACAUGGAGCAUGACCACGAUUAUAUGGGGUGGCUCCAAGGAAGACCGCCUCUAGAACUUAAAGAUCCGGCAGCUGUACAAAGACAUUUAAUUGAAGUUUCACGAUGUACAGGAGGAUUGAAAUGUAAAAACUGUGGUCUUAUUAGAAAGUAUGCUAAAAGUUAUCUGCAGCAUAUCAACCAUUGCAGCAAUGGUGGCAAAAAGGUUAAAGAUGCUUCUAUUAUGGUGGGCAAAGAUUCAGUGACUUGCGCUGUUUGCUCUGCGACUGUGGAUCCAAGAGAUUGGCGCGACCAUGCUAUGAAAAAACACUAUAAUGUGGCCUGGCUUGUUGGUGCAACUCCUAUUGAAAUCAAUAAUCCGUAUGGAGUGGAGCCUUACAUAAAAGAAUAUCAACAGAGACACAACAAUAAAUUAGUUUGUAAAACUUGCGGCAUCAGCAGAGUGUCUGCAGUUGGAUUUUACGCACAUAUAAUCACUUGCGGGAAAACCGAACAGGAAACAGAAAUCUAUAAAAGCCUGUGCGAGAUAUGCAACAGCAAGUAUUUGCGCAUAUAUAAAAGUCAGCAUAUGACUAUGCACCGGGAAAAAGAAUAUGCAAUGGAAAGGAAACUGUUGAUUGCUAAAGAGAAAGAACUAAAAAAGGAGAAAGAAGAGCCGGUUGAGAUUGUAGGCGGACGUAGAAAAGCCGCGGAGAAGGCUAAGACUGUCAUAGAAAAGUAUACAAGUAACGUGGGUGACGCAUCAAAUUGUUCCAAGUGCGGAUUUAGCUCUGACGUUGAAUCGGAGAUGUUGAACCAUGUAUGUGUAGAAAAACAAUGUGAAAGCAGUGAAACUGAUGAAUCUGUGGACAUAGAUUAUAGUUCAGAAGAGGACGACGAUACUGAUAUCGAUUCCAAUAUAUCAGACGAGGAACGCGAGGCGCGAGAUCGGGAACAAACGAAAUCCAAAAAACAUGGAGAUUCAAGUUCAGCUUACAGAGUACAGCGGCUGCCCUAUCAGAUUAAAAAUCUUAACAGCUAUAUGAGAAAGAGCGCAGAGGAAUUCGCUGCCUUACAUCUGACAGAUGAGGAUAUUUUUAAGCACUAUCGAUCGUUGCGGUAUUUGAUAGUUCCCGAAGCCGACUUGCCUAAAUAUAUGCCGCCUGUCGAAGAAUCUUGUAAAGUUAGGUACAGAGAGGAAGCCGAUUGGGUUACUUAUAAACGGUUCGAAGCAAAGAUUGAGAAGGAAUUAACUACGAUAUUCACGGGGGCUUGCAUAAAGAGCAUGUGUUGGGUGCCCACCUAUGUUGAAGAACAUGAUACGGUUCCCGUCCAGGAAUACCUAUCGGUUCUGUCCUCUCUAGCCCCAGACACACCGAGACAUUUCUGGUAUGACACACCUGAAGAUGAACCUGCACUUAUUCAGAUCUGGGACUGUGGUAAUUUUACUGGUGUACCAGAACUAGUGAUGGGAUUGGCACUGGACUGUGGCCCGAUUUGGUCGAUCGAUUGGUGUCCGUCCGGCGCCCGCGAUGUGUUUGAUGCCACAGAAGAAUGCAACGUAACCCGUAGACUGGGAUUAUUAGCUGUGGCUUCUGCCAACGGCGCCGCUUAUGUGUUCGCAGUACCACACCCGUCCACAACAAAAGCAAAAGGACAGUUUUGUAAAUUGCGUCCAGUCGCGGAACUAUGUUUAGUAAUGGACGAAACUAGGAAGGUGUAUCAGGCAACUGCUGUCAAGUGGUCAACGCAAAAAGGUCAUGAGCAUAUUGUAGUUGGAUAUGCGGAUGGCACUACGGCAUACUUUGAUCUAAAGAAUGAAUCGCCAUUGUUGAAGUGUACAGAAAACAAAAUUGACGUUAUAUACCCUUACCAUGACGAGCGGGCCCAAAAUAUGUGUAUCGAAGAUCUGGCAGUGUUCCCUACGGUGGAGGGGCGGCAGGGCUGCGGCACGGUGGUGUCGGGCAGCGUGGGCGGCUCGGGCUCUCGCGCGCUGCACUCGCACGCCGCCGCCACGCGCGUGCUCUUUCCCCCUCACUGGCCCGCCGCGCUCCUCGCCGGCGACGACAACCUCGUGAGCCAAGCCGUGAACGAGCUGGAGUGGUACGGGCUGGGGCGGCGCGUGGGCGGCAUGCGCGCGGCGGGCGGGUGCGCGUGGUGCGGGCGCCUCGCCGCCUCCUCCGCGCCGCUCGUGCGCCUCAUGCGCCCGCACCCCGCCUACGACGACCUGCACCGACAGAUCAUAGCGAUGCUACAAAUGGUUCCAUUCGGCAAUAAAAGGAAGAGAAAGAAUGAUGAAUUAUCUAUGAUAAUGGAGCCACUCACAUACGAAGACACUGUUCUAAAGUAUGGCAUAGAAUUCAAACUGAUCACAGCCAAAGAUAAGAAUACUCAGCAGAAACUGUCUGGGAUACCACGAGAGGCAUUCCCAGAGCGGUUCCCACUGGCUGAUGUUGUAUCAAUGACAUUCUGCCCGUCUUUCAAGAACCACCAUAAAUUGGCCAUAGCAACACACGCUGGUCUUAUAUUUAUCAUGAAUGUCUGA